Fusarium coffeatum is the source of this 1659-nucleotide messenger RNA. RefSeq lists its product as uncharacterized. NCBI's taxonomy places the organism in Eukaryota, Fungi, Ascomycota, Sordariomycetes, Hypocreales, Nectriaceae. The coding region runs from base 1 to 1659 and encodes 552 amino acids. The transcript is spliced from 2 exons. Gene Ontology annotation, molecular function: protein binding. The record is from RefSeq and is a predicted model, not a curated record.
AUGGCCUCUUAUGCUAGCCUCGCUCCUGAGAUUUGGGACAACAUCUGCUCUCGUCUCACUCCACCAACCCUCGCAAAUCUGCGCCUAACAUGUAAAACACUCAGUACAAUCGCUCUACCGUGGAAGCUCAGGACCAUCAGCCUCGAAGCCUUCCUCGACCUAUCAAUCGAAUAUUUCGUUGAUAUCGCCAAAACACCUUCCCUCCGUACACUGGUACGCGAAGUCAUUAUCGAUACCCGCGUGGACCUCGAUUAUGAAUAUUACUGCAACGAGAAAUAUCCCUUUCCCGUGUCCUUCAUGAAAGCCCUGCCGUACCUACGGUACUUUACAAACGUAACGGCGCUGCAUAUCCGGUUUGAGGAGCAUUGUGGGAACCCUGAUCAUGAUCUUGGGUAUGAUAUUGAUGAGACGUACGAGCUGAGGUACAAAGUCCUCGAUACUGUCUUUCACUGCGCCACCGGAAUGUGGACUUUGGAAAAGCAGUUGAAGAUUGACAAAGUGCUUGGGCGAAAGUUUUAUGAUGAGGUUUAUGAUGAGGAUGAUGAUGAGGAUGAUGAUGAGGAUGAUGAUGGGGAUGAUGACGAUGAGGAUGCUGAGAAGCGCCAUUAUAGUGACCAGGAUCUUGACUUCACUGGCGCUUGCUUUCCUUUGAGGGAGUUGACGAUUGCUAAUCUAGCUGACUACUCUGAUUUUCGUCUUGAAGGAUCGGAAGCGUGGAAAACCCUCAUGGCUCUCCCAAGUCUGGUCGAUCUCAAACUUUUUAUCACCACUGAAGAAGACGAUGCUGCACCGGAAAACUCAAUUUAUUUUACCGAGAAAUAUGACUUCUUCGACUCUCUUCCUUCAACCUGGCUAUGCGUCGAUAUGACACAACGCCUGAGGGUUCUGUCACUGUACUUCAAAGACUAUUGGGGCUGGUUUCCCGUUAUGGACUUUCGCGAUUGUGGUGAGGAGUCUCCAUUUCCGCAACUCAAGGUGCUUGCGCUGGGCAACUACGUCUUCACCCAUGAGUGGCAGAUCGAGUGGUUCUCUAAACUCGGAAGUGAGAAUAGUAGUGGAGGUUUGGAAGAGUUGUACUUGGAUGAUUGUCCUAUUCUUCACCAUGCGCGCCAAAAUGAUGUUUGCGAGGGCGGAUAUCCUGAUCGUGCUGCCGUCUCUAACCAGCAGGACUACAAUCCUAGCGAGCAUUACUUCUCCAUUAGAUGGCACAGUCUUCUCUCUCACUGGAAAGAUUCGAUGAAGGGACUCAAGGUAUUCCGCAUGGGCCAUGGGUCAUGGGGACACCAGAGUGAAACGUACACGACCAUCACCGAGGAUCCCGACUACGCUGACCUGGACACCGAUGUGUUACAGUAUCGGCUUUCUCACAACGUACACAAGAGCUUCGCGUUUCCAGCCAAUGAUGCGUAUGUUCAUGUAACUGAUGGCUAUCUGCGUGAACCAGAAAAAUGGCGCCAGGGAGAAGGUCUUGACGACAGGAGGGAAACGAGGCUGACAUACAUUGACUACGACAUUGGAACGGGACCCUCGGCAUGGCUUGAGACGAGAAAGACCACAAGACAGGAGGAUGUCGAGCCAGAGGAGGGGACUGCGAAGAAGGAUGAUGUAGCUUGGGAUGCGAUGAUGACUGCUAUCAAGGCUCGGCGAAGCUUCAGUUGA